CCUCCGCCGCCGUCUCUAUGGUUCCCCCCAUUGAAGUCUAUGGAGCGCCCUCGCGUUACGUCACUUCCGGCGCCGCUCUGCGCUUCCGCUGCGUCUCGGUGGUUCCGGCCUGAAAGUGACUUUGAGCGGAGACGGGCCAUGGCUGAGGACAUCCAGGCCAAGCUCAAGCGCUAUAAGACUGCCCCAUUCGACAGCCGCUUCCCCAACCAGAACCAGACCAAGAACUGUUGGCAGAACUAUGUCGAUUUCCAUCGGUGCCAGAAGGCCAUGGCAGCCAAGGGGGCGGAUGCGGCCCCAUGUCAAUGGUACUAUAGGGUCUACAAGUCCCUGUGCCCCACUUCGUGGGUGACCACAUGGGACGAGUACCGUGAAGAAGGCAUCUUCCCAGGCAAGAUCUGAGCACCUCCAACCCCAAGGAGGUGACACUGGUGUCACUGUGGUGGUGUCAUCCCAUAUGGGUCACUAUGGGGCUGGAUGGGGCAACCUUGUCACCCACUUGGUGGCCAAUAAAGGGUUUAACUGGUC
Melopsittacus undulatus (budgerigar) is the source of this 525-nucleotide messenger RNA. It is a transcript of the gene COX6B1, whose product is annotated as cytochrome c oxidase subunit 6B1. Lineage: Eukaryota; Metazoa; Chordata; Aves; Psittaciformes; Psittaculidae. Bases 40 to 399 code for a protein of 119 amino acids. The transcript is spliced from 4 exons. Gene Ontology annotation, cellular component: mitochondrion; respiratory chain complex IV. The record is from RefSeq and is a predicted model, not a curated record.